Penicillium verhagenii is the source of this 1188-nucleotide messenger RNA. RefSeq lists its product as uncharacterized. Gene Ontology annotation, molecular function: hydrolase activity. Bases 1 to 1188 code for a protein of 395 amino acids. NCBI's taxonomy places the organism in Eukaryota, Fungi, Ascomycota, Eurotiomycetes, Eurotiales, Aspergillaceae. The record is from RefSeq and is a predicted model, not a curated record. The transcript has a single exon.
AUGGCAGAAUAUGCAGAAGACGAUGCGAUUCCCAGGGGGUGGCGUACUCGUCAACCGGGCUUUACCAUCUGGGCCCUUCUAUCCGUUGUCCGCGUCUCGUUUGUCGGUUUUUGCUAUAGCAUCUACUACAUCCCACCCUCAUUACGUCAGAGUCCAAGAUGGUCAUAUCGCCAAGCAUUUCGAUCACGACUGUUGAAAGUCGCCUUUGGCGUCAUCACCGAGCUCGGCUUCACACAAUCUUUAAGCAUGGAGGCUGGCAAUCUCGGUGAUCGGUGGGUUAUCAUGGACCCAGCCCCGGAGGAAUCAUACCCUCGUGCUUUCACGAGUCAGACAGUCAAACCAGAAAGCAUCGGUGCUACCUGGUACCCCGACGCGCCAUCCAAGAAACCCGAUCCGGACAACCAAGGCUUGGUCGUGCUGUCAUUCCACUCCGGCUCUUUUCUGUGGCUAGACGGACGACCGGAUGACUCUGGCGAGACUGCAAAUACGUUGAACAGCAAGUUAGGGGCUGGAACAAGGUCUCUUUGGGUGCAAUAUCGUCUGGCGGGGGGCAAAAACCCCACCCCUUACCCGGGACCUAUGCAAGACGCUGUGACGGCAUAUCUCUACCUCGUGAAAGAUCUGGGCAUCUCACCUACCCGCAUUAUACUGGCGGGUGAUUCUUCAGGCGCAACUAUUGCAGUGGCCCUCUUGCGCUAUCUCGUCUCCGAUGACAAUCUUGAUCCCGAGCUCGCGGAACUACCACAGCCCAGAGCAUGUCUUUUGUUCUCACCUUCUGUCGAUUAUAGCUUUGAGGGCGACUCACAUGCCUUCCACACACAUCGUAAUCAAAAGACCGACUACUGUGACGGACAUAUGGCUGCCUGGGGCGCCCGGGCAUUUGCGCCACCGAAGACUGUCCGACUAACAGACCCGUAUCUCUCACCCGCACUCCAUCCAUUUGCGACGCCAGUCCCUAUAUUCGCUCAAACCGGAGGUGCUGAGGUUCUCUGUGACAGUGUCAGAGAUUUCACAGAUGCGAUGGGUGCUAUUCCAAGCAAUCGGGUUGAGUUUUUAGAGACACCAUAUGUGCCGCAUGAUGUUUACGUUACGGGGAACAUACUCGGGUGGCCAAAAGAACAGGAGGAGAUGAUUGAUGCCGCCGUCAAAUUUGCUUUGUCAUUACCAGGAGAUAUUCUGGAGACGUAA